UUAAACUUUCUUGUGAAGUCGGUGCCUCUUGUUUAAAGAGAACGCACUGAGCGUGUACAUAGACCAGCUUGUAAAUAUUAAAAGACUGUCUUGAUACAGUUUCAUCACAACACAACCUUUUAUUGGGACUUUUAUAAACCAGUACCGAAGCAAAAAAAGAAAAGGAGUGAAGAUUUUUGAAUUUUUGCUGAAGUGAAAAAAAAAAAAAAGGAUACUCAAUGGCCACUGCAAGGAUGGAAAACGUAGGUCCUGUUGUAAUGGGCAUCAGCAAGCCGAACGGGCUCAAAGGACAACCUAAGCCAGCUUCUCAAUCAGGACCCACUGCUCAGAGCAAUCCAUUCGGAAAGGUCGGAGCUCUAAAGCAAGCUGCAGACUCUCGUGAAGGUCCUGGAAUCAGGUUUGGUGAUGAUUGGAAAAAGAGCUUGCAUCUUCCACCCAAAGACAAUAGAGUGAAAACUUCAGAUGUGACGGCCACCAAGGGGAACGAGUUUGAGGACUACUGUUUGAAAAGAGAGCUACUGAUGGGGAUCUUUGAAAUGGGCUGGGAGAAACCUUCCCCUAUCCAGGAGGAGAGCAUCCCCAUUGCCCUUUCUGGUCGUGACAUCCUGGCUCGUGCCAAAAACGGGACAGGAAAGAGUGGGGCAUACCUGAUUCCCAUGCUGGAGAGGAUAGACCUGAAGAAAGACCACAUUCAGGCUGUAGUUAUGGUGCCCACUCGUGAGCUUGCACUACAGGUCAGCCAGAUCAGCAUUCAGCUCAGUAAGCAUCUGGGAGGAGUGAAAGUCAUGGCCACUACUGGCGGAACAAACCUACGUGAUGACAUCAUGCGUCUUGAUGAGAUUGUGCAUGUUGUCAUAGCAACACCAGGCAGGGUUCUGGACUUGAUCAAGAAGGGAGUAGCCAAAGUAGAUAAGGUUCAAAUUAUGGUAAUGGAUGAGGCUGAUAAGCUGCUCUCGCAGGACUUUGUGGUGCUCAUUGAGGAUAUAAUCAGUUUCCUGGACAAAAAUCGACAGAUUUUGCUCUAUUCUGCUACCUUUCCCAUCACUGUUCAGAAAUUCAUGAUGAAGCACCUGAAAAAACCCUACGAGAUCAACUUGAUGGAAGAACUGACCCUGAAGGGUAUCACUCAAUACUAUGCUUAUGUCACCGAGAGACAGAAAGUGCACUGCCUGAACACACUCUUCUCCAGGCUUCAGAUCAAUCAGUCGAUCAUCUUCUGUAACUCUACGCAGAGAGUAGAACUACUAGCCAAGAAAAUUACCCAGCUGGGUUACUCAUGUUUCUACAUCCAUGCCAAGAUGAUGCAGGAGUACAGAAAUCGAGUUUUCCAUGACUUCAGAAAUGGACUGUGCAGAAAUCUGGUAUGCACAGACUUGUUCACCAGAGGUAUUGACAUCCAAGCGGUGAAUGUGGUCAUCAAUUUUGACUUUCCCAGAAAUGCAGAAACCUACCUGCAUCGCAUUGGCCGCUCAGGGAGGUUUGGUCAUUUGGGCCUGGCCAUCAACCUUAUUACAGCUGAGGAUCGCUUUAACCUAAAGGCCAUCGAGGACCAACUGAUAACCGACAUCAAGCCUAUUCCCAGCAGCAUCGAUAAAAGCCUGUAUGUUGCUGAGUUCCAUUCAGCUGACCCAGACGCUGAGGAUGCAGCUGAGGAGCAGGAGAUACCUCAAACCCUCUAAAGUGCCACCGCAACUGGACAGAACAAUGAGAAUCAGACCUGGCUGCACAAACGACGGCUUUUGCACACACCAGCGCUUGAAAUCGAUGUCUUUUCUUUUUUCUUUCUUUAAACCUGAAAAUCCUGCAGCAGUUUAUGUUUACUCUUAUUUGUUUUUUUGUUUUUUUCAGACAAAAUGUCAAGGAUUGCAUCUGUGGGUGAGCUGAACUUGUAUUAUGCUUUGCACCAGAAAUAUUUUUAUCUUAAUGGAGCGAAUAUAUACAUUCCAAAGUCUAUUUGAGGACAGAUAUUUUGGUUUAUGGGAAAAGUCUUGCAAACUGUAAAAAAAAGGAAGUACAUAGUUAUGGUUGGGUCUAAAGUGUGGAUGAUUUUUUUUUUUCGCAGUUGAUUUCAUUUAAAAGAAAAAGAAGGCUGAAGAUAUGAAUUAGCUUUUUAAUGCUGCAAUGUUUAAGUUAGUUUCAGGAAUAUAAGCCUUGUUGCCAUAACCUGCCAGACACUCACUCAUGCGCAAACAAACACACACACACACACACACACACACACACACACACACACAUACAUACACACACACACACACACACACACACACACACGUUUUUACUCACUUAAGUGCCUUAAGAAGAUUCCAUUAGUUGCAGCUCAGAAAAAAAUGAAUUUUGAAAUCUGUCAUUAGUUUUAAUGAAACUAGUGUGAAAGGCUUGAAGCCUAUGCAUUAAUAAAACGUGUAGUGGUGCUACUCUGUAGUCAAAGAAAUAAAUCAAGUUUUCCGAAACGAGAUAUUGUAAAGGGAUGAUGACGUAGCAAGAUGUUAACAUGCCUCUUUACAAGCUAUGAAAUAAAAUUAAAGACCAAAACGAACACAAUACAUCAAACGUGAUCUCCAGCUCUAAAUAUAAAGGUAACACAAACAGCUGACAGUUCUAAGGGCAUAUUGCAAUAACAUAUGGCAGCUAAAGAUCUUUCUAUGUCCUUAAAUCUGAUUUGUUACAGUUGAACAGCCCAUCAUGUUAUGAGAAUGAAUUCAAGUGUUACUACAGAAUACAGAUCAGAUUCAUUCCACACAAGCAGCCUCUGAUAAUUCCUAUAGAAGAUUAGCAUGAGAGAAAUUAACGGGGUCUAAAAACACACAUACAUACACAUCUAUACACACACACACUAAAUGUUAGCAGGGGUGUUUGCAGGUUGAGUAUUAUAAAAAAAAGAAUGAUUGUUUUCUCUAUAAGUUCUGUGUGCAAAGCAUAUACAUUCUUGUUCUUUUGCGUUUAAGUACAUUUCUAGGUUUGGAGGUUUUUACACAGUUCGUUUCUUCAACCAGGUGUUUUUGUUUUGCUCGCCUCACAUACAAGUGAAUGUAUUAAAACAUGAGCAUGAAUGAGCCCAGAAUGAUUUUUGUUUUGAGAGUUAACAUUUGCUUUUUAUCUAUGAAAGAUGGAAGACUCAUUUAAAUAAACUAGUUUCUCUCCCUUACUGUUAGAAGGAUUUGAUUUUUCUGAUGUGUUUCGAGCAGAUCUGAAUUGUUUUAGUUGAGAGCAAAACUGUAGCAACCUCCGGCAGCUGUAAGAUUUCCCCUCGUUACGAAUACUUUCAAGUAAACAUUUCUGCUUUUGUUGUGUGAUUGAGAAUUCUUUUUGAGUUUUUGCAAGUAGCUUUGCUGGGUGCCAGUUCAUGGCUGUUGUGUGCCAUGCUUUAAUUCUGCUCUUAUUUCAGCUCUUAUAGCCAGCAUUACCUGAUUCACCACUGCUUUGCUGUAGCCCUACUUUCACACCAGCAGUGAUCUUUAUUAUUAUUAUUUUUUGCCAUGACUAUACGAAAUAAUAAGUAAAAGUAAACCACUGGUGGCUGUUUAGAUUAUAUACAUUAGGGAUGUGAAGUUGCCACAUUUUCAUACCCAAUAAACAACCCUCAUUUAGUGGUUGAUUAGCAAGCAUGUUGCUACCUAUUUAACCCAAUGUGUUUGCUUUGAAUAAAGCUUAUUAUGGCUAAUGACAUGGUCAGCAGGGUGAACAUUUAAAUAGCGACAAUACAUGUCAAGCUGUAGUUACUCAUUAAGCCCUUAAAGAUUAUUGUAGAUAAAGAAGAUUGUAGACCUGCGUAUGCACACAUUUAACCAACCCAACACCACCACCACGCUUACAUAUUUUUUGCCGUCCAAAACUCAUCCUCUAACGGUCAUAUUUGGCCUGAUUGGGCUUUUACAAAUGUUGAUUGGAUUGGAUCCUGACUGCAUGAGGCGAGUUCAUUAUGCAGAUCAGCUUUGUAUACAGAGAGCCACACCCUGAUCAACGCAUUAUUCCUUGACUCUGUGCAGGCACCAUCAGUCAGCCAGCAGAGGUUGUAAUUGCCUCAGUUAUGAAGAGUUCCCUGUCCGGCUCCCACCCUGUAUGAACAACUGCGAAUCCUUGUUCAUGUAGGCGUCAGCCCAGCCGGAUGGCAGAGCUGAGUUUUGAACUGACAAGUGGCUGUUUUGAUUAGUGCAUUAAUAACAUGUAAUGACUCUAAUGGAGAUUUAGGUUAACUGGUUUAAUCUGGGCUAAAAAUGCUCUUAUUAAGCUCACCAAGGAUCCAAUUUUUACAUCUUUUAAAGCCUGUUGUCUAUUCCAAAGCAAUACAGCACUACAAUCCUGUGGCAGGAAUUAGAAACCAUGUAGUCAUAUAAUUAUAACACUACUCAGUUGAUUUCCAGAAAGUCCCUAAACUAAACAUUUUCACAUCAUUAGUUCCUCCCAUUUCACAUUGGCGGGUGGCUACCACUUGUCAGAAAGCAAACAGAUACAUUUUCCAACCACUUUUUUUGAAUAGAAUCACUGCUGGUGUGAACCCUUGGUUAGAAUGUGGAUUUGUGGAAUGACCAUGAGCAUAUUUGUGCUUCUAAAACUUGGGGUUUUUGAGUGGAGUUUGAAGCAAUCAAUCAGAAUUUGGCUUGUUUUACUAAAUCACUCUGUCUUUAUGUGAAAAGGAAAUUCUGUUCAUAUUCAUGCUCUUAUUUUCUCUCCAGUAGUUGUGUAGCGCAUCAUGGAACUAAUUUGUGAUUGGGUUUGCUUUCUGUGGGCAGGAUCUUCUAUAUGUGUGAAUGUCAACCUGAUUUUACAGUUUACAAAAAGAUUAAAAGAAGGUUGUGGGGUUUGGAUUUCCUUCAGCUGGGUGGUGAUACUGAAUUUCAGGACUUAAACUGAAGCAUAACCAAAAACGUGUGAGUGGCGUGAAUCAGAGAUUGAAUGUUGUAUGAUGUGUACAUGUUAGUGUUUGUGUCUGUUAGCUUGUGUCUGUUAACUGAAAAUGCUGCAUUUGUCACCCUGUAUGUUAAAGCGUUUGCAGAUAUGGAUGAGUUUGUGUGAUUGAGUAAAAUUUUCAGUCCCGUGGUCUGUUUUGUUGGUACUGGUAUCUGCAGGCUGGGCUUUACUUUUUGUUGAGGGUGGAAAUCUAAUCUGAGCCAGUACGCUUACGCUUGCAAAGAAAUUUCAGUUCCACGCUGAUAACAAUGCUUUAGGUGGCAUUUUCCACACAGUAAUUGAACUCUUCAAAAACAUUUGCUUGAGUAAAAUUGGGAGUAAAAUAAGUUUUUUUUUUUUUUUUCUUUGACCUAUGAACGUAAGCAAUAAGAAAUCUGCAGCAAUGGAAUAAAAAGUAAAGCACUGGGUUAAAAUCUCAGAAUGAGCUGUACACAGUUGUACAUGCCACAAGUCUUAAGAAUUCUUGUUGGUUCUUAAGUUCUUUUCUUUAUUUUUGGUUUUCCCCCAAUGUAACAUCCCUUUCAAGCUGCCUCAGCUAUGUAUGAGAGAUUACUCACUUUAAACAAAACCACACUAGUGGGUAUAAUUAUUUUCUAUUUUAUUUUACUGACAUGCAUAAAAAUGAUUUUGCUUGGUCAAUUCUUGAACGUGAACUUUCUCUGGUCCAGAUUUCAUAUGAUUUAACGUGGGGGAUUAACUAUUUAGUUUAUCAGCGAUGUCCGGGCGAGGGACCAACAUUUCAUGAAUAAAGUCUGGGAAUAUGUGCCCAGAGGAGAUGUAUGCAUAUUUGCAUCAAUAAAAAUGUUCUUGUUUAAAUUUACUUAGAUUUGAUGAAAUUGUCCAAACAAAACUCUUACAAAUUAUUACAAAAUGCAAAACUGGAAACGGGCAAACUGGAAAAGGCAAUCGAUGUAAGAAAUCAAAACAUGCUUAUUGGCUUAGAACUAAACGUUGUUGCAUAACCCCUGUUAAAAUACGUUUUUUGUUUUUUUGUGAACUCUCUUACUGGCUGUGUUUUAAAGUGAAACUAAUGCAGGAGAUUUGCUUGAGCAAAAUAAAACCAUUACCUGCA
Messenger RNA from Trichomycterus rosablanca, 5980 nucleotides. RefSeq names its product probable ATP-dependent RNA helicase ddx6. The coding region runs from base 219 to 1679 and encodes 486 amino acids. Gene Ontology annotation, molecular function: ATP binding; RNA helicase activity; mRNA binding. NCBI's taxonomy places the organism in Eukaryota, Metazoa, Chordata, Actinopteri, Siluriformes, Trichomycteridae. The transcript has 13 exons. The record is from RefSeq and is a predicted model, not a curated record. Gene Ontology annotation, biological process: P-body assembly; cytoplasmic stress granule assembly; negative regulation of translation. Gene Ontology annotation, cellular component: cytoplasmic stress granule; P-body.